Penicillium waksmanii is the source of this 570-nucleotide messenger RNA. RefSeq names its product DUF4452 domain-containing protein. Lineage: Eukaryota; Fungi; Ascomycota; Eurotiomycetes; Eurotiales; Aspergillaceae. The transcript has a single exon. The coding region runs from base 1 to 570 and encodes 189 amino acids. The record is from RefSeq and is a predicted model, not a curated record.
AUGGCUCAGCAGAAUGCUCAGCGUCAGUUCCGUGGAGUCAAGAGCAUGCGCGAAUUGGCCGAAGCUCCCGCCGUCACAGCUUUCCGGGCUCGCUUCGAGGCCGGUCGCUCCUUUGACCUCGACGAUGACCUGGAGUUCUGCCCCAAUCUCCUGACCGAGGACGACGUAUGUUUUGCUGAUCCCAGCAAAGGGGAAAGGUUCUUGGGAGACAGACGUGGGCUAACGGUUUCCUCUUCCCCCCUGCAGUUGCACUCCAUCCACUCUACUUCGUCCGACCGCUCCUCGCUCUCCAGCGGUUCGCCUGAUACCUCUCCCCUGCAGCACCAAAUCCAGCCGGUUCAGCAGGUUACCCCCUCCAUCUCUCUUUCUCCUGCGCAGGCCAACUCCUACGUUCAGGCCGGUGUUGCCGGAAAUCUGAAUCACGCCAACUACCACCAGUCUGCCAACAACCAGGCCAACCGGACCCGCAAGGUCAUCCCCAUUGUCAACCCCAACACUGGAAUGACCCUGGCUAGCCCGCCCUCCUCCAUCUCCCCAGCGAUGAUGCAGGCGGCUCAGCGUCGAUGGUGA